AUGUCUGAAGCCAAAGCUCUCCAGCUCAAGGCGGAAGGCAACCGCUGCUUCCAGCAAGGCGACUAUGUCGGCGCCGAAGGUUUCUACUCUAAAGCCAUCAUCGCCAACCCGAAGAACGCGAUCUUCUAUACAAACCGCGCCAAUGCCCGCCUCAAGCUUCAGCUCUGGGACGCCGCCAUCAGCGACUGCCACGAGGCCCUCGCGCUGGCGGAGAAGAAUAUGAAAGCCGAGUUCUACCUCUCGCAGGCACUGUUGCCGCUGGGCGACUACGACGGCGCCGUGCAAGCCGCCAUGCGCGCCCACCGGCUGUGCGUCGAGUCCGGCGAACGAGAACGCGCCUCCCUGUCUGCGAUCACGGCGCUGGUCCUGCGGUGCAAGAAGGAGCGGUGGGACCACAAGGAGAAGACGCGCAAGCGGGAGGGGCAGUAUUUCGAGGAGGAGAUGGUCGGGCUCCUUUCGCGGGAGAAGGCGAAAGCGGUCGAAGGGGCCGAGGGCGAAGGCGAGAAGCGGGAGCUGGCGAGCGAGUGGGAUGCGAAGAUUAGCGAGCUUAGGAACGUGUUUGAGAAGAGCCGGGCCAAGGACGAGCAGAGGAGGGAGGUGCCCGAUUGGGCGAUCGACGACAUUAGCUUCGGCAUCAUGGUUGACCCCGUCAUUACCAAGACGGGCAAGUCUUACGAAAGGGCUUCGAUCAUGGAGCACCUCCACCGUCAUCCCAGCGACCCGCUCACCAGGGAACCCCUGGUCCCGUCCGAACUCAGGCCCAACCUCGCCCUCAAGCAGGCCUGUGAGGAGUUUUUGGAUGAGAACGGCUGGGCGGUGGACUGGUGA
This is a messenger RNA of Sodiomyces alkalinus F11, 828 nucleotides long. Its product is annotated as E3 ubiquitin-protein ligase. Gene Ontology annotation, molecular function: protein-folding chaperone binding; ubiquitin protein ligase activity. Gene Ontology annotation, biological process: protein quality control for misfolded or incompletely synthesized proteins; proteasome-mediated ubiquitin-dependent protein catabolic process; cellular response to misfolded protein. The record is from RefSeq and is a predicted model, not a curated record. The transcript is spliced from 3 exons. NCBI's taxonomy places the organism in Eukaryota, Fungi, Ascomycota, Sordariomycetes, Glomerellales, Plectosphaerellaceae. Gene Ontology annotation, cellular component: cytoplasm. The coding region runs from base 1 to 828 and encodes 275 amino acids.